UCGUUAGUUUUGUUUAUUAUUUAGUUAUUUAGUAAUUUAUAUUAUUACAGUUUCAAAUAAGAAAAAAACAUAGUACUUAUUUUAUAAUUAUAAAUAAACCGCACAGGUAACUCAAAUUGAUGUAAUCUGUCAAUAUGGUUGUGGAUUUAUUACGGCCGGGUUCUACGCCUAUUUCACAAGACAAGAUACGAUUUUUCGAGUUUUUGUUGGACCAAAAACUUUUAGAAGAGCAUUUACGAUACCCUAACCCAGAGCCCUCUGCCACUGACUUGAUAGUGGAAUUCCUGUCAGUGGACGUAAGCAAUGACAUUCGGGACGGUCCAGCCACUUUUGACCAUGUGUCCAUGUCACCGUUGCAAUCUUUGCAUAGCUCUUGUCGACCAAAUAUCUCAAGAAAGCAGCUUGCCCUUAAAGUACUGGCUCUAAAAGUUGCAUCCUCCCUCAAUUGGAAUUUAGAUACUUUUGAAGCUAAACUAACACCUUUUAUACAACGGCAACUACUGCAGGAUUUGGUCUUUAUGGCAGCCGAUGGUGCAUUCUCUGUUCCCCCUCAGGAGAUCUCUAUAAAUAUAAUACAGAAGCCACAUAUGCAGUUUGCAUUGACUUUAUAUCAUCGAUGGAUCUUAAGGUAUCCAGCAAAAGCAGCCUUCACAGAAAAAUUUGCAAAGCUCCCGUUUAUGCACUUCCCUAGUAUACCACUGGAAAAAACAUAUCCCCCAAUGAAUUUAAACAUGGAGAAAAUUUUGAAAAUGAAUGAAAAUGACUGCAUUCAAAGCAUAAAAUAUUUAGAGGAAGUUAUCGCAUAUUAUGAUUCUCAUGGAAACAUAAAUGAACCAUUACAAAUCAGAGUCCCAGUUAUGGACACUUUCACGCAUAUGACUGAAGAUAUGCAUAACAUGGUGCAUAAUUGGGAUGCCGGCAGUGUUUAUGUUAGCCAGUAUGAACUAUUAAUGCAAAUUCAUUUUGAUCUCUGUUACAAUUACUUUUUCUAUGGACAUCAUGAGAAAGCUAAGAAACACAUCUUGGGCUGCAGGAAAAACCAGAAAUUGCUUGAAUAUGAAAAGAGUAAGGGAUAUGGUCAUGGGCAGUAUGAUAAAGUCCCAUGGGGAAACUUGAACUAUGCAAGUGUGUCAGAAGAUGACAUUUUGGGAUAUAUAAGAGCUCUCAAUAUGGGUCAAGAUUUGUUGGAUGAGGAUAAGUUUUUGUUACAAAGACUGCGAGAAUCAGUAACUAAUGAUUAUAAAGGCAUAAUUGCUAUUUUCCAAGCUGACAAUUUAUCUAGAGAAAUACCAAUGAUACAUAGACAACUUAUAGAGCUUGAUAUACAAGCUGCUGCUUCAACGAGCCCUGUAUCAGUACCCAAAGACUUGAUGAUCCGCGUGUCAGCUUUAAACGCAGUUAGGUAUACUCUUGAAGGUGGAUUACCUUCCACUUUCCCAGAUUUUCUAAAUAAAUUGAACACGGUAGGUGUAAAAUUUUUCGAUAUACUCUUUUGGGCAUUAGCUCCGGUUUUGGUGUCAAAUUUAUCAGAAGAUGACUGGAAUAAGUUAAGGAUGUUUUUUCUACAUUUAGCCACUUCGUCUCAAUGUAGAUUGCCGAUAGAUGGAAUAGAUGAGUAUUUAGAGAAGCAUGUAGGCGAUCGCGCUUCGGAAAUCCGAACGAAGCUAAUUUGCGAGGAGCAUUUGAAAGCUAUAAUAAUAGAUCAGAUCAAUAUCGAGGACAAAAAUAUGGACAUACCUUGCGAGUUGCUCGCGAACAGUUGGGACACGACUGAUUUCGAAUACAAUGCACCUGAGUUGGAUAUAGGGCGGCUGAAGAAGCGGCUCGUUGAAGCAUCCAGUACUGAAGACGUGCGAAUCUGCUUGGUACAAUUGGCGACUAUGUCGCCCUCAUUACCGCUAUGGAAGCAUAACCCCUAUUGUAAGCCAAUUGGGAACCUGAGAGUUUCGCUAGCAGCACUGCCGCGAGCGUUCCUGCAGGAUUUUUGCGCGGUGAUGUCUGGAGCGGCGCAGGCGCGGUUGGAAGCAGGCGACGCACGUUCUGCUCUCUCGCUCUUGUCAGAAAUCGAAAGUGAGGCGCGUAACCAACUGGCGGAUGACAACGAUCCUGUUCUCUUCGGGCUGUGCCGUGCGCUAGCUUGGGAGAUGCUGCUGCUGCAGGUCAACCUGCUACUGUCGGAAUGGCCGCACCAUCGGCUUAACGCCACGGUGCUGACCAACAAGUGCAAGGCGGCCAUCGCCGCUGCCGAUAGCGAUGCGGACGCUCCGCGCUCACAGGUGGUGCUAGGAGCUCGGCUGGGUCUUUUGAACAUGUGUGAAUGGGAGCUGGGUGCGAAUGCAGGCGCAGGUGCGGGUGCUGACGCGGCCGCUAACGCCGCCGGUGUAGCCGCCGCGCUCUGCGCUGCGUGUGCUGAGCUGCAGCGCGGCAAGGGCAUGCGUAAAUUGCCGCGACGGCUGUGGGAUCACGUUCUGAACACAUUCAACAACUCAAUCGGCUGCCAGAAGCGUUUAAAACACACAAGCCAUCACCUCUCGCUAAAUUAUGCGGACCACUGUAUCCAGAAUCUCCGCCCAUACGACUUGGUUGUCCAGGGGUUAAGAGAACCGCUCGCAAUCAGCGUAGUUCUGUCGCUUCUCGCCAAAAUAUAUAAUGUUCUUGUGGACGACCCUUCCAUGGAACUUGUUGUGGAAUACACAGAGCUCUGGCCGAAUAAUAUUGCGAAUAUUAAUAGUUAUAAACCCAGGGAUGUUUUGGAGUCGCUGAUUGAGCUGCUGGAGAGGAGUUUGAAAUUGUACCCCUAUAAUAGUUCUUGGUUACGAUUGUACGGCGACGCGGAGAUGGCAGCGGGUCGGCACGCCGCCGCGCUCCGGCGCUACCUAUGCGCGCUUUCCGUUGGCUCACAACACUUCGCAACUCGUGCGCCCGACGAAGACGGUUUAGUGAGACGGGCAGCGCGCUGUUGCCAGACGCUGGCCGCGCCGACCCAGGCCGCCGCGCUGUGCCAGCUGCCCGGGGAGCCUGACUACACGCGCGCGUUCAAGUGUCUCACCGAGAAGAUUGCCAACGCGGCUGAUUCGAUGGACGCUUACUACGGCUGCCUAUGGAACAACACGUUACUCGAAGUUUCCAUAGCAACACACGCGCGGCGCGGCGAGACAGGGCGGCGAGCGCGCGCCAUCACCGCCAUUGGGGCGCUCGAGCUCAACGCCAACAACAGUGAUGAGAUACAGCGUGAGGCUGCUGCCGGUCGACGAGCGAGGCUGCUCCGCGCUCUUACUGACCAGUAUGUCUGCUAGUUUUCGGCGCGUAUUAGAUAUAGCCGGUCAAACAAGUUUGUCAGUAGAAAGGCGCGAAAUUCAAAUUUCCUACGGGACGAACACCCUUCGCGCCUUUUUUUUUUAUUUUUUUUAUUAGACUAUGUGUGUGUCCCACUGCUGGGCAAAGGCCUCCCCUCUUCCUUUUCAAUCCUCCCUGUGCUGAGCAAGAUCCCGCCAAUUCCGCUGGAAUGCAUCCAUCUCUUUCUCGGUCUGCCUCUGCCUCGACUACCCUGGGGAUGCCAGCUAGUGGCUAUUUUGGCCCAUCGCGCCUACAUGUUUUAAAUUUGCCGCUCUUUUCUACUGACGGAAAUUGCUUGCCAGAGUAUAUUACAUCAAUGUAUGCCUGGUGUAUCGAAGAAGGGCGGCGCGAGCUGUACUGCAACUGCCUCGCAGUCUACCUACUAUUGGAAGUUAUGGCAAGUGGAUUACAACCAUUUACAAUAAACUUUUUAAUCGAAUAAGUUUCGCUUAUUUUUUUACACAUUAUUUUACUGUUAUUAUUACCAUAGACCAGCGGUCGGCAACCAUUUAGCACCCUAGGGCUACAUAGUAGUUAACGAAAUUGACGCGGGCCGUUUCUUGCCGACCACUGCCAUAUCUUUUA
This is a messenger RNA of Cydia splendana, 3921 nucleotides long. Its product is annotated as integrator complex subunit 8-like. The transcript has 9 exons. Bases 135 to 3296 code for a protein of 1053 amino acids. Gene Ontology annotation, cellular component: integrator complex. The record is from RefSeq and is a predicted model, not a curated record. Lineage: Eukaryota; Metazoa; Arthropoda; Insecta; Lepidoptera; Tortricidae. Gene Ontology annotation, biological process: snRNA 3'-end processing.